Nicotiana attenuata is the source of this 1870-nucleotide messenger RNA. Its product is annotated as protein NUCLEAR FUSION DEFECTIVE 4. The record is from RefSeq and is a predicted model, not a curated record. The coding region runs from base 146 to 1714 and encodes 522 amino acids. The transcript is spliced from 2 exons. NCBI's taxonomy places the organism in Eukaryota, Viridiplantae, Streptophyta, Magnoliopsida, Solanales, Solanaceae. Gene Ontology annotation, cellular component: membrane.
UCAGCCUGCCUCCUGCCAACCACAUUUCCAUAUAAACAACUUUUACCUUUCCUAUUCAAGAUAUUUCCCAUCUAUAAAACUUCCACAAAUUCUUCAUUAUAUUAUUCCAACAUCUUUAGCUCUUUUAAUAUACAAAAAUACUUCAAUGUCUCGUCAAUGGAUGAGCCUAGUAGGAGCAUUAUGGCUACAAUCCAUGGCUGGAACAAACACUAAUUUCCCAGCUUAUUCUACUCAAAUCAAGAAACUUUUAUCCAUAUCUCAAAUUCAACUCAAUAACCUAGCAUUUGCUUCUGAUGCUGGAAAAUUACUUGGUUGGUUUUCAGGAAUUGCAGCUACUUAUUUACCACUUUGGCUAGUUCUUUUAAUUGGUUCAACACUUGGAUUUAUUGGCUAUGGGGUGCAAUAUCUUUUCCUUACAAAUCAUAUCCAUUCUUUAUCAUAUUGGCAUGUUUUUUCACUCACUUUUUUAGCUGGUAACAGUAUUUGUUGGAUCAACACUGUUUGUUACAUUUUAGCAAUACAAAAUUUUCCAUUAGAUCGUCAAGUUGCAGUUGGAUUAUCAACAAGUUACUUAAGUUUAAGUGCCAAGAUUAUUACAGAUAUAGUCAAUGUUAUUAAUUUUUCAUCUCCAAGUGAAAGAGCUAAGGUUUAUCUUCUUUUAAACUCGGUUUUACCCCUCUUUGUUUCAAUUGUUACUGCACCAGUAAUUCGUGAGACAAAAGUUGAAAAAUCAAGAAAAUUAUCAGAUGGUUUUAGAGUAAUGUUUAUUAUAACAUUAGCUACAGGGGCUUAUGCUGUGAUUACUAGUAUGGAAUCUGCUAUGAAUAAAUUAUUGCCAAGAUUGUUAAGUUUAUUUGGAAUGGGGGUAUUUUUGGUACUUCCAAUAUUGGUACCAUUGACUGAAAAAAUUAAAGAACAUUGGCAUAGACAAUGUUGGAUAAGAAGAGACACAAGAAUUUGUGAUUUAAGUAAUUUGGAGGAAGCUGAAAUGAGAAUAUCACAAGAGGAGAAUACUAAUUGUGGGGUGAAAGAAGAAAAUGAUAUUGGAUUUGCUGUAAUGGAGGAAAUUGGAGCAAAGAAAAUGCUGAUGAGAUUGGAUUUUUGGUUAUAUUUCUUUGUUUAUUUAUUUGGUGCAACACUUGGUUUGGUUUAUUUAAAUAAUUUGGGACAAAUUGCUGAUACUCGUGGAUAUACUGGGACUUCUGCUCUGGUUUCAUUAUCAUCUUCUUUUGGUUUCUUUGGUCGUCUUCUUCCUUCACUCUUCGACUAUCUUUUUUCCAGGAGUAAAUAUGCAAUUUCAAGACCAGCGACUAUAGCACUGACACUAGCACCAAUGACAGGAGCUUUCUUUUUGCUACUACACAAUAGUCACGUUCCUCUCUAUAUUAGCACCGCUAUAAUUGGAAUUUGUACGGGAGCCAUUACUUCUAUUUCUGUUGCACAAACCACUGAGCUAUUUGGAACUAAGAAUUUUGGUGUCAAUCAUAAUAUUGUUGUGGCAAAUAUUCCAAUAGGUUCCUUUUUAUUUGGGGACUUAGCAGCUUUGAUCUACAGAAGACAAAGAAAUUCAAGUGAUGGAAUUUGUUUAGGCAUGAAAUGUUUUCAGACAACAUUUGUUAUUUGGGGUUGUCUUUGUUUCCUAGGAACUUGUUUAGCUUUCAUUCUUCAUAUAAGAACUCAAAAAUUCUAUAACCAUUUACGUGGAAGAAAUUAAUAUUAUUAACUAGUAAUAUAGAGUUAAUAACAUUAGCGGUUAUUAUUAGACAGCAGUACAAACGGAUAUGUUUUUGUUACUUUGUUUAGUUGUGUGUAACAUCCAUGUAUACCUACUAAAAUUCGAAUAUAAGGUAAAAAAAAAAUGUUUUGUUAA